UCAGUUCAUUACGAUUCACGCGUAUCGCGAAUGUCAUCCAUCGACGGCGCAACGAAAUAAAAUAUUGUGGAAAAUAUAUAUUUAAUAAUUGAAGUUUAGUGCUAAUAAUUAACAAAAAACUCAAUUAAAUUAUAUAUAUUUUGUAUUAAUUGUAUUUUACAACACAACCACACAAUUCCUUUUAUUUCACUUCGCAUUUUAUUGUGAAUACUUCAACUACUGAGGUUUCACAUAGUUUUGCGAUAAAAAAGCCAAUUGCUCGAUACGAAAAAGCGAAGUAGUUACACAACAGCCACCAGCUUCAAUCUUCGUAACUAACCAUUUCAUCACAAUUGUUUUCAAUUAAUAAAUCCAAAUAAACAGUCAUGAAAAUCUGGACAUCAGAACACACCUUCAACCAUCCCUGGGAGACAGUGACACAAGCGGCAUGGCGAAAAUAUCCUAAUCCUAUGACCCCAUCGAUUAUUGGCACCGAUGUCGUUGAACGAAAAGUUGUCGAUGGCGUGCUACACACUCAUAGAUUGGUGCAAUCCAAAUGGUGUUUCCCAAAAUGGACACAUGCGUUAAUCGGAACAGCUAAAGUAUGCUUUGCCAGCGAAAAAUCCACAGUUGAUCCCAACCGCAAACAAAUGGUAUUGAAAACAAUGAAUCUGACGUUCUGCCGGCAUAUUUCCAUCGACGAAGUGAUCUACUAUGUUCCCCAUCCCUCAGAUCCAUCAAAGACACUUUUGAAACAAGAAGCCCAAGUUAGUGUACAGGGCGUGCCACUUAGUCAUUAUAUGGAAGACCUUGUCACAUCCACAAUAAGUAUGAACGCUGGUAAAGGACGCCAAGGUCUGGAAUGGGUGAUAGGCCGUAUUAACUCUGAGGUGAAAGAUUUUGCUGAGAGUGCAGCCAAAAGUACAGAUGACCUUCUUAUGACCACAAAAAAAUCAUUCGAUGAAAUGGCUGAGAACGCACGUAAAAGUAUGGACGAACUAGCGGCUCAAGCAGCCAAAUUCCACAUCUAACGAAAUUAAGCCUAAAUUAAAAACAAUUUUUUACAAACCGAUUGCUAUUUCUCGUCAGUAGCAAUUCGCUUGUAUUAUUUUGUUGUUCCUUGCUUGUUCAACUGAAGAAGAGAAAGAGAGAGACAGAGAACUUGAUGAACGUGAUGACGAAGAAUCUAAACAUUUAACAGGCAAAGUACAUGGUUCAUGUAUGGACAACUCGCAAUAGAGGCAGGCAGAGUUAGAGAUCUUAAGGAAGAAAGGAAUAUCAAUCACAAACACACCCAACAAUACCUUCAAACUUCAGCAUUACGAAUGUGUCUCUCUUCGACGGCUCGGCCGGCGGCGGGCAGUUCGAUAACGCAAAGAUGAAACGGGUUUUUAAAAUAAAAGACAUGCAGAUGAGCUUGGAGUUCAUCAAUUUAGUUGUAAUAGGUACAAAUUCAAUGAGCGAAGGACACUAGCCAUAAUUUUACGCACUCCAAUCAAUAAAUCGCCCAAAAUAUAUUAAUAUAAUAUUACAUUUAAUGUAAAAGAGUAGUUUCAAAAUGGGAUAUAAUUUUUUACCGAUUGAGUAGAAUAAGAUAAAAUCGAUUUGAAGUCUACUUGCAUUAUUGGCAUAUUGUACAUAUGAAUUCUUGGAGAUCUGCGCUGGCACCUGGCUGCGUUAUCCGAUAAAAAUAAAUCUUUAGAAAAUUGAAUAAUUUACUACUGUGUUCCUAGCUUGUUCUUAAAACUAAUAAUAUUCUUCUCCUCCACCCCCAUCAAUACAAUUUUAAAUUUCGUAUUUGAUCUGUGAUCAUUGCACAUCUAAAACAUUGUUUUCUUAAUUUUGUGUUUUGUAGUUUAUAAUAGCUAAUACUGUAUUUAUUUUUAAUUUAACAAAAGAAUAACGAUGUAGUAGAAUAGUGUUUAUGCUCCUGUUACAAAAAUACAUAUAUCAAAAACAACAAAAAUAAAACAAGGAUCAAAUAAAAUUAUUAUUGUUAAUGUAAAUUGCCGCUCAAAAUGUUUGUUCAUUUUGAGCUAUGUACUGUUUUCGUUAAAAUGAACAAUGGAAAAAAAUUUAAAAUAUGAAAAUUAAAACAAAUCCAAAAACCAAA
Eupeodes corollae is the source of this 2092-nucleotide messenger RNA. It is a transcript of the gene slmo, whose product is annotated as protein slowmo. The record is from RefSeq and is a predicted model, not a curated record. The transcript is spliced from 4 exons. Gene Ontology annotation, molecular function: phosphatidic acid transfer activity. Lineage: Eukaryota; Metazoa; Arthropoda; Insecta; Diptera; Syrphidae. Gene Ontology annotation, cellular component: mitochondrial intermembrane space. Bases 366 to 1010 code for a protein of 214 amino acids. Gene Ontology annotation, biological process: phospholipid transport.